Molecule: messenger RNA, 3363 nt
Organism: Labeo rohita (rohu)
Lineage: Eukaryota; Metazoa; Chordata; Actinopteri; Cypriniformes; Cyprinidae
Gene: ppm1ka
Product: protein phosphatase, Mg2+/Mn2+ dependent 1Ka
Exons: 7
Coding region: 193-1290 (365 amino acids)
Biological process (GO): protein dephosphorylation
Molecular function (GO): cation binding; protein serine/threonine phosphatase activity
Source: RefSeq, a predicted model, not a curated record
AAGCGCCCCCUGUAGCAAGACUAGCAUAUCUGUCAGCUAACAAUUUAACUAGAAAGUGUGUUGACACACCUUCUGUCACUCCAGCUGGACGAGAGACGGAGUCGGACACUAACUUUGACAACUUUGUCAACUAAAUGAUAAACCUGCUUGUUUGCAGCAGGAGUCCCAUCUGAGGAACAGAAGAUCGUCUCAAUGUCCGUCUCAGUCGUCUCAUUGUCCCGUCUGCUCCGAUGCAGCCUGUCCACGGUGGGCCGGAGCGCCAGGUGCGCGUGUAUGCGGGACCCGACCGCAUCUGGCGUCCGGUGGAACAGCACUCGUUUGGACAUGGACGGAAGCGGACGUCCAGCUACGUGGGAUUCCUUUGGGAUCUGGGAUAACCGGAUAGAGGAGCCCAUCCUGUUGCCGCCCAGCAUCCGCUACGGAACCCCUAUCCCGCAUAUCAGCGUGUCCAAGGUGGGUUGUGCCUCCCACAUCGGCCGCCGACGUGACAACGAGGACCGUUUCCAAGUGAACGAACUCACGCAUAAUAUACUGUACUUCGCUCUGUUUGAUGGGCACGGAGGACCACAGGCCGCUGAUUUCUGUCACAAACACAUGGAGCAGCACAUCAGGGAUUGUUUGGAGGUGGAAACAGAUUUACAGACAGUCUUGUCUAAAGCGUUCCUGCAAGUAGAUGCAGCUUUGGCUGCGGAGCUGCAGAUGUACGGCAAUGCCUCUCUUAUGAUGGUGGGCACGACUGCAACUGUGGCACUGUUAAGAGACGGUAUCGAGCUGGUCGUCGCAAGUGUUGGCGACAGUCGUGCUCUGCUGUGCAGGAAGGGAAAAGCCCGCAAACUCACAGACGACCACACGCCAGAGAGGAAAGAUGAGAAACACAGAAUUCGUCAGAGUGGUGGGUUUGUGUCCUGGAACAGCGUCGGUCAGGCUAAUGUUAACGGCCGAUUGGCAAUGACCCGCAGCAUCGGAGACUUCGAUUUAAAGAAGACCGGAGUGAUCGCAGAACCAGAGACCACUCAAACUCUAUUGCAGCACGCUCACGACUCUUUCCUGGUUCUCACCACCGACGGCAUCAACUUCAUCAUGUCCAACCAGGAGAUCUGUGACGUCAUCAACCAGUGCCAUGACCCCACCGAGGCAGCAAACGUCAUUGCUGAGCUGGCUCUACAGUACGGAUCAGAGGACAACAGCACAGUCAUUGUCGUCCCGUUUGGAGCCUGGGGAAAACAUCAAAACGCCCAAUACACGUACGACAUGAGCCGAAACUUCGCCUCCAUGGGCCGCUGGUCCUAACGGCGGUCAAAAGAUAAUUAACACUCCCAGUUAACAAUCACACCACUAGUCUGUGUUUUCAUAAUAAACAAAAGUCCAACUCUAAGAACUCAAGCCUGAAGAUCAUAAAAACAAUUGCUCUUCUGCAUCUUUACAUUCUAAAAGUAAAUGUGGUGGAUUAGUUUAUAAAUUGUGUUAAACUCAUUACGUCAUUCUUUCAUGAAGCAUUAGAAGAAUGAAUUCUGUGUAAAUUUUGUCAGCAUUAAAUGAGACCCAUCUAACAAAAGUAGAAGCCCUGUAAAAACAGAGCACUGAUUAUAUUAGAUUUAUGAUUUCGUUUAAAAAAAAAAGGUCUUUAUAGUUUUAUUUAUGGGUCUUUGUAAGUUUUUAUUUAUUGGCUGAAAUUGUAUAUAAUAGUAUGUCAGUAUUGAAUAUAAAAGUACCUUGUAUAGUAAAAUAUACCAACCCACACCUGUGCACACCCAUUCAAUUAUUUGUAAAAAUAUAAUAAUAAUCCGCUAAAAUGGCCAAAAAUGCUGUAUUAUUCGUGCCAAGCCAGUAGUUGGCGAUGUAACACUUUGUAAAAAAAAAAAAAACACAUACAUCAACCAUUUCCAUAAAAUCCGGCAUUUUUUUGCACUUUAAAACCCGUUAUUAAACGUUUGCAUUUGGCUUAUCAAAAAGGAAUGGUCAAAAUGCAUAAAGAUAUUUCUGUUUUUAAGUUUUUAGAUGAUAGUUCACUUCAUUCCAAUAGGAAUCUGUGCAAUCAAGAUCUUCACGCAAAGGUGAUGAGAUUUCGCUCAUGUUUGUGCAAAUUCACCGCGAUUACCAAGAGAAAGCUGCUUGAAACCCGUUUCAACAGUGAAAAGUUUUUGUUUUCAAAAAAGAUAACGUUAUUGUCUCCAUGUAAACUUAAAAAUGCAAAUUUGUGAAAAAACGGUGACGUCAUGAGCAUGGGCGUUACGUGUUUUUUUUUCAGGUUUCAUAGUGCAAGUUUUAUUAAAUGAAACCGUUAUUGCCUCCAUGUAAACUUAAAAAUACAAAUUUGCGAAAAUGGUUACAUUAUGUGCAUGCACAUUACUUGUUUUUUACAGGUUUCAAAGUGCAAGUUUUUGAAAGUGAAACCGUUACUGUCUCCAUGCAAACGUAAAAAGCAAAUUUGCGAAAAUGGUAAUGUCAUGUGCAUGCGCAUUACGUGUUUUUUACAGGUUUCAAAGUGCAAGUUUUUGAAAAUGAAACCAUUACUGUUUCCAUGCGAAAGUAAAAAUGCAAAUUUGUGAAAACAGUGACAUUAAAGUGCAAGUUUUCGAAAAUGAUACCGUUAUUGUCUCCAUGUAAACUUAAAAAUGCAAGUUUGCAAAAACAGUGAUGUGCACAUGUUUAUCACAUAUUCAGGCUUGGCAAGUACAUACUUGAAGAAUGCAUAGGUGUUUCUUUACAAAGUGACAUCACCAACUACAGGCCUGGCAUAACACAGCGUUUUUAGUUGUUUUUUUGUCUCAGUGAUAACUGGGAUUGUUUCAACAAUGUUGUCGCCUGUAUGUAAAACUUUGCUGUUUUUAGUACAUUUGUUGUCCUGUAAAUGUACCCCAGGUGUGAUUGUUUAAAGGUGUCAUGUUGACAUUUAUGUCAUAAUAACAUCAGCAGCUCUCUGUAUAUAUUUUAGAAAUGUUUGUCAGUGUAAAUGUCUAGAGGAACUGCAGAGAGAAUUUACCUGUUCAGCGUCUUCUGCAGUUCUCUCUUUUAUAAAUGUGUUUUGGUAAGAAAUGUUUGUAUGUUUUCACUGCUAAGCUGUGCUGUUAAAUCUGUGCUCUUGGUUGCAUCACUGGAAUCAUACAGUCUUGUGUUUUUGCCUUAUCCAAACACAGUGGACUGAUUUUCAGUAUCCUAUUUCUUGGACACAUGAUUUCAACUGGGAAAUGGUAAAAGGGUUUAGUUCUGCAUUGGUUUACAGUACCGGUUUAGAGAGAUUCACUUGUAAACUCUCUCAGUGUAGUAUUAAUAUCUUCUACACUGCUGAGGGUAUCACAUAUCAGUUAUGAAAUAUGAAUGUAAAGAACUUCCUGUGAAAUAAAAACUGUGUUAUGAAACAUG